AUGGGUAACAAAUCAUCGAAGCUGCCACCGCAGGAUUUAGAGAGUCUCAUUAAGGAGACAUACUUCGACAGGAGAGAGAUUAAGCAAUGGUAUAGGGGAUUUCACAAGGAUUGCCCAAGUGGUGAGCUCGACGAGCGUAGUUUUGCAGAAAUAUACAAGCAGUUCUUCCCAUUCGGAGAUCCUUCUAGCUUUUCCAAGCAUGUUUUCAAAGUAUUUGAUACGGACCGCAACGGGCGUAUCAAUUUCAAGGAAUUCUUGUCUGCACUCUCCGUCACUAGCAGGGGCAAACUCGACGAGAAGCUUAAAUGGGCAUUCCAGCUAUACGAUAUAGACGACGACGGCACGAUCACUUACGAUGAAAUGCUCACUAUUGUGAGGUCAAUUUAUUUGAUGUCUGGCACGAUUGUAAAACUACCAGAAGACGAAAACACACCGGAGAAGCGCGUAAGCAAGAUAUUUGCUGCUAUGGACAAAGAUAAGAACAGCUCACUUGACUUUGAUGAGUUCGUCGAGGGCUCAAAGAAGGAUCCUACCAUCGUUCAAGCUCUCUCGCUGUACGACGGUCUGGUGUAG
Molecule: messenger RNA, 573 nt
Organism: Wallemia mellicola CBS 633.66
Lineage: Eukaryota; Fungi; Basidiomycota; Wallemiomycetes; Wallemiales; Wallemiaceae
Product: EF-hand
Exons: 4
Coding region: 1-573 (190 amino acids)
Cellular component (GO): cytosol; membrane; intracellular membrane-bounded organelle
Molecular function (GO): calcium ion binding
Source: RefSeq, a predicted model, not a curated record